AUGCCCCCGGCCAAGAGGGGAAAGGGAUCUCCUGCUAAGAGGAAGCUCAGUUCUCUUAGCUCAUUUCAACCUACACUGAACUUUGGGAAGGCCCCAGCGAGAACGAAUUCCUCUUCGAGUGCGAGCACUCAGGCCAAGUCAUCAGAAACCAAGCUUGUUAAGGACAGUGACGAUGACAGCAAGCUCAUGCCCCCGCCUCCGGUCCCGUCUCGAACUCGGACCCGAUCGGCUUCAGGCUCAAAGAAGGGGAAGGAGAAAGCAGGAGAUGACAUCGACGAUUCGAUCGAAAUCAUAGACAGCGACGACGAAGUGAGCGAGGAAGAGAAGGCCCCUAGAAAGAAGCGGGCUCUUUCGACCGACACCGCCACGACGACCGGCGGUCUCUGGACGGAUGCUUACGCCCCCACGCAGGUGUCAGAACUAGCACCCGGAAAACAACGCGUUGCCAAGGUAGCCGAAUGGUUGUACGAGGCCGUCCAUGGCGUGCCCGAAUCGGUCGGGAAGUCUGGCGCACCCGUGUCGCAGACAACGCGCGAUCGGUUACGCAAGUACAGGACUACCACGGUCCGCGUAGUCGCCAAAGAGCUUGGGAUCGACCUCUCGGAAAGGAGCGAGGGUGUCGAGGAGCGUGGGCUCGGGAGCGGUUUUGCGAUGUGGGCAGCGGUGGGAGAGCCGAGGCGAGCUGGAUGGACCGAGAGAAUGGAGGAAGUGAGAGCAUUCUGGACGUGGUGGGACGUGAUGUGUUUGACGGGCCGUGGAGCGCCGAGAUCAACCCCCACGUUCAUCACGAAGGCAUUGAACCGAGUCCUCUCCAUGGCAAUCCAAGAUCCUGCCUUACGGCCGCCUGUCGGGGCGAUCCAGCUUAUCGCCCAGUCCAAUGGAGAUCUGCGGAGUGCCAUCAACUCGCUGCAAAUGCUGUCUUCGGGGAAAUCCCUGAAGGCCAUGGCUAAGAAGCGCAAAACGGACGCUCCCCGAGCGAAGGCAACCGGCCGCGGCAGUCGUGGUGGCAAGGGAGCGAAAGUAGACCUCAGCGACGAGAUUCGCACAGCAUCUGCCGCUGCCGCGUCAUCUGCGAGAGUUUCAACGAAGCAAGUCACUCGUACAGAUGGAGUCGACGCCUCAACAUUCGCACUUUGGCUGCACUCCAACAUCCCCAAGUUCUGCGAGGAGAUCGAGGAGUUUAGUGCUAUCCUCGACGAGUUCGGUUUAGCGGACUUGAUGCGCACAGACGACGACAUCGUGACGAAGCCUCAGUUCUUCGAGAGCUACCGCACCGAGCGCGACAACGGCGCCCUGUUGGACGUCGCGGCAGGGUACAUGGCUCGGAAAGCCGUCGCAUCGCACCCUGACUGGCCUAGCAAUGAGGGCGACGGAGCGGCGUCUUGGGGCGGGAUGGCCUCGAGAGCGGUUCUCGCAACAGAGCUGGUUCCCAUGGCGGUGAAAAUACAGCAUCUGACGAACAACCCGCUACUUCCUAUCUCGGUCCGCCCACUGACGAUGCCCCCUUACGUAACGUCGACGAUUGCAUCGUCGUCCGAGGAGCUGACGGAGACCUCGGGUCCAGAUGCUUCUGACCUGGGCCAUGCGCAGAUGGCCGGGGAAGAUGGCAUGGGUGACGUUCCUGAACGUCAGGGUUGGGACACGGAGGAGGCCGCCGAGCGUGCCGAGGACGAGGAACUGGGCUGGCUCGAGGACGACGACAUUGAGGACUGGGACUAG
Messenger RNA from Trichosporon asahii var. asahii CBS 2479, 1719 nucleotides. RefSeq names its product RAD17 isoform 4. The transcript is spliced from 11 exons. NCBI's taxonomy places the organism in Eukaryota, Fungi, Basidiomycota, Tremellomycetes, Trichosporonales, Trichosporonaceae. Bases 1 to 1719 code for a protein of 572 amino acids. Gene Ontology annotation, biological process: DNA repair; mitotic DNA replication checkpoint signaling; DNA damage checkpoint signaling. Gene Ontology annotation, molecular function: chromatin binding. The record is from RefSeq and is a predicted model, not a curated record.